AUGUUUGAGGAAAUCCUAAAGAUGUUGCACUUAUUGUUCCUAUGUUCUGUCUUCCUGUGUUUAGUUCCAGAAAACAGAGGACGAGUUCAGUGUGUCAGAGAAAAUGAAGACACUCACAGUAUCACUUUGACAGAUGUAACAGAAGCUGAUAAACACAUCUACUACUGCAGAUUCACUACAAACAGAGGAACAUGGACGGAGAUUCCUGGAGCUCAGCUGGAUGUCACCGACCUGCAGGUGGAGACACAGCAGAGUGUGAAAGAUGGAGAUCCAGUCACUCUGAGAUGUAAAAGCAGCUGCUCUCUGCCUCAACAAACAACAUUCAUCUGGUACAGAAACACUCAGAGAUUAACUACAGGAACCGUGAACGUGAAUCAGCUUCAGCUGCAGUCAGUCAGACGUGCUGAUGCAGGAAACUAUAGAUGUGCUGUUUCAGGAUAUGAACAUCUGAUCUCUCCACCUGUUUAUCUUAAAGUAGAAUAUGUUGAUGGUCAGCAGGAUUGGGGAGUGAAUUACAGCCCUUCAUAUGUUUGUGCAUUAAAGGGAUCAACAGUGAAAAUGUCCUGUGCUUUAAAAUAUCCUAGUGGUUAUGAGAUUGAAAAAGUCUUCUGGACCAAACCUCCUGUAACUGAUGGAGAUCUACCGAACCUGUGUUUAGUUCCAGAAAACAGAGGACGAGUUCAGUGUGUCAGAGAAAAUGAAGACACUCACAAUAUCACUUUGACAGAUGUAACAGAAGCUGAUAAACACAUCUACUACUGCAGCACUACAAACGUUGAGACUGGAAAAUGGAUGGGGAUUCCUGGAGCUCAGCUGGACGUCACAGACCUGCAGGUGGAGACACAGCAGAGUGUGAAAGAGAGAGAUUCAGUCACUCUGAGAUGUAAAAGCAGCUGCUCUCUGCCUGAACAAACAACAUUCAUCUGGUACAGAAACACUCAGAGAUUAACUACAGGAACCGUGAACGUGAAUCAGCUUCAGCUGCAGUCAGUCAGACGUGCUGAUGAAGGAAACUAUAGAUGUGCUGUUUCAGAAUAUGAACAUCUGAUCUCUCCACCUGUUUAUCUUAAAGUAGAAUAUCCUCCCAGGAGCGUCUCAGUGUCCAUAACUGGAUCUGCUGAAAUAGUGGAGGGAGAUUCAGUUACUCUGAGCUGCAGCAGUGAUGCAAACCCUCCUGCUCUGAACUUCAGCUGGUUUAAGGAGAAUCAAAGCUCAGCUGUUGGAUCUGGACAGAGUUUCAGCAUCUCCAGCUUUAACUCCAGUCACAGUGGAUGCUACUAUUGUGAGGCUCAGAAUCAACAUGGAUCUAAGAGAUCAGAGUCUGUUUCAGUCUCUGUUAAAGGGGUUCAGAGAGCUGCUCUGCAAACAGUUACUGGGAUUGUGGCGGGAUGUGGAGGACUGAUCUUCAUCAUCAUCAUCAUUGUGUUUAUAAGAUACGUGAUGUUUGAGGAAAUCCUAAAGAUGUUGCACUACUGGUUGCUGCCCCUUCCUGUCUACCCCUAUGAAAACAUCCUGGCUCCACAACUGCCUAAGAGGGCAAAGUGA
Molecule: messenger RNA, 1545 nt
Organism: Sinocyclocheilus grahami
Lineage: Eukaryota; Metazoa; Chordata; Actinopteri; Cypriniformes; Cyprinidae
Product: B-cell receptor CD22-like
Exons: 10
Coding region: 1-1545 (514 amino acids)
Source: RefSeq, a predicted model, not a curated record